Messenger RNA from Nannospalax galili (Upper Galilee mountains blind mole rat), 6767 nucleotides. It is a transcript of the gene Sipa1l2, whose product is annotated as signal induced proliferation associated 1 like 2. The transcript is spliced from 23 exons. Lineage: Eukaryota; Metazoa; Chordata; Mammalia; Rodentia; Spalacidae. Gene Ontology annotation, cellular component: cytoplasm. Gene Ontology annotation, molecular function: protein binding; GTPase activator activity. The record is from RefSeq and is a predicted model, not a curated record. The coding region runs from base 489 to 5660 and encodes 1723 amino acids. Gene Ontology annotation, biological process: regulation of small GTPase mediated signal transduction; activation of GTPase activity.
UAGAGCCGGCCGCAGACCGGAGCCCCGGCAGCCGAGGACGCAUUGCCUGACGACGGCUCGCAGCCGCAGACGGAGCGGCCGCGCGGAGUACGCGCAGAUGGGUAACCCCGGUCGGCGGCGACGCGGCGAUCCUGGUUCGCGCCGGGUCCUGGAGGACCGCGGCUCCGAGGUUCUUGCUGCAGGCCCUGGAAACUCCAGGCACUGCCUUCGGAAACUGCAGCUCUUCUGGGGCGUAGAUGAAGGAAAUGCUUGUGGCCAGACAUCUUCAAGAUUGCCCCUGAAAAAAAAAGGAGGCAGGGAUGGUGUUAUUGACAAGCACCCCAGCUUUGGAGAAACCCUGCUCUGAAGAUGUUUGCUUUUGGUGAGAAAGGAGGAAACACCCUGUAAACAAACUUUUGUGUCUGCAUCUAUUGUGAGGCUGUGCAUGAUCAUGGAUGUAGAUUUACACCAGUGUUGCUGGUGAGCCUUGACUUCUCACCUCUGUGGACAUGAGUGACCCAAGGCUGUCACAGGCAGAGAAGCACAAGCUUGGCAGAGCCUCUUCCAAAUUCAAAGAACUUCCCAGAACCAUGCAGUCGGAUGACUAUUUUGCUCGGAAAUUUAAAGCCAUCAAUGGCAAUAUGGGACCUGCUACUUCUUUAACAGCCUCCAAUCUGAGUGAGGGUGGUGGAGGUGGCGGUGGACCGGCCAGUGGUACCCCAGCGGUGCCCAAGAUGGGCGUGAGGGCCAGAGUGUCUGAGUGGCCUCCUAAGAAAGACUGUUCAAAGGAACUGGCCUGCAAGACCCUGUGGGAGAGCCGAUCUCAGUCCAGCUACGAGAGUGUCACCUCCAUCAUCCAGAAUGGCCAGGGUGACCAGGGUGAUGGGCAGCAAGAGGAGCAGCUGGACCUGGACUUUGUAGAAGCCAAAUACACUAUCGGAGACAUCUUUGUUCAUUCUCCCCAGAGAGGACUCCACCCCAUACGGCAGAGGAGCAACAGUGACGUCACCAUCAGCGACAUCGAUGCUGAGGAUGUCCUGGAUCAGCAUGCUGUUAACCCCAACACGGGGGCUGCCUUGCACAGGGAGUAUGGGAGCACCUCAUCCAUUGACAGGCAGGGCCUAUCUGGAGAGAAUUUUUUUGCCAUGCUCCGUGGGUACCGAGUGGAGAAUUAUAACCCCAAAGCAGUCAGCUCCUUUGGGUUCCCUGAUUUCUUCCCCUGUGAUGCUGGCAUCUCUCCAAGCCUCCACGCUGCAGCCCAGAUCUCUAGAGGAGAAUUUGUCCGAAUCUCAGGACUGGACUACAUGGAUGGCGCCCUCUUGAUGGGGAGGGACAGAGACAAACCCUUUAAGCGCAGAUUAAAAUCGGAGUCAGUGGAAACAUCACUCUUCCGAAAACUUCGGACAGUUAAGAGUGAGCACGAGACCUUAAAGUUCACUUCUGACCUGGAGGAGGGCCGCCUGGACCGGGGUGUUCGUCCUUGGAGUUGCCCACGGUGUUUUGCCCAUUAUGAUGUCCAGAGUGUCCUCUUCAACAUCAAUGAAGCCAUGGCCACAAGGGCCAGCGUGGGGAAGAGAAAGAACAUCACCACAGGGGCCUCAGCUGCAUCGCAGACCCCAGUGCCCACAGGCUCAACAGGAGGCUGUGAAUCCCCACUGGGCAGCAAAGAGGACCUCAACUCAAAGGAGAACCCGGAUGCUGAUGAAGGUGAUGGGAAGAGCAAUGACCUGGUCCUCAGCUGCCCUUACUUCCGGAAUGAGACUGGUGGGGAAGGUGACCGGCGCAUUGCUCUCUCUCGAGCCAACUCAGCCUCUUUCAGCUCUGGGGAGAGUUGCUCCUUUGAGUCAUCCCUCAGCUCGCACUGUACCAAUGCGGGCGUCUCUGUCCUGGAGGUGCCUCGUGAGAACCAGCCCAUCCACAGGGAGAAGGUCAAGCGGUACAUCAUUGAACACAUUGACCUUGGGGCCUACUACUACCGCAAAUUCUUCUAUGGGAAAGAGCACCAGAACUACUUUGGAAUAGAUGAAAACCUUGGCCCCGUGGCAGUCAGCAUCCGGAGGGAGAAAGUGGAAGACCCCAAGGAGAAAGAAGGGUCCCAGUUCAACUACAGGGUGGCCUUCAGAACAAGUGAGCUCACUACCUUGAGAGGAGCGAUCCUGGAAGAUGCUGUCCCUUCCACAGCAAGGCACGGCACUGCCCGGGGCCUGCCCCUCAAGGAGGUCCUGGAGUAUGUCAUCCCAGAGCUGAGUAUCCAGUGCCUGCGGCAGGCGGCCAACUCCCCCAAGGUUCCCGAGCAGCUGCUCAAGCUGGAUGAACAGGGGCUGAGCUUUCAGCACAAAAUCGGGAUCCUGUACUGCAAAGCUGGCCAGAGCACGGAGGAGGAGAUGUAUAAUAAUGAGACUGCAGGGCCUGCCUUCGAGGAGUUCCUGGACCUUCUGGGUCAGAGAGUGCGGCUGAAAGGCUUCAGCAAGUACCGUGCACAGCUAGACAACAAGACCGAUUCCACCGGCACACACUCCCUCUAUACCACUUACAAAGACUACGAGCUCAUGUUCCACGUGUCAACAUUGCUUCCCUAUAUGCCAAACAACAGGCAGCAGCUCCUGAGGAAGAGGCACAUUGGGAAUGACAUCGUCACCAUUGUCUUCCAGGAGCCUGGUGCGCUCCCCUUCACCCCCAAGAACAUUCGCUCUCACUUCCAGCAUGUCUUCGUCAUAGUGAAGGCGCACAACCCAUGCACUGAAAACAUAUGCUACAGUGUUGGAGUUUCCAGAUCAAAGGAUGUGCCGCCCUUUGGCCCCCCAAUUCCCAAAGGUGUAACUUUUCCAAAGUCAGCUGUGUUCCGGGACUUCCUUUUAGCCAAAGUAAUCAAUGCAGAAAAUGCAGCCCAUAAGUCGGAAAAAUUCCGAGCUAUGGCCACUCGAACAAGGCAGGAAUACUUGAAGGACUUGGCCGAGAACUUUGUCACGACCGCCACAGUGGACACUUCUGCAAAGUUCAGCUUCAUCACCCUGGGUGCCAAGAAGAAGGAGCGAGUGAAGCCAAGGAAGGAUGCCCACCUGUUCAGCAUUGGGGCCAUCAUGUGGCAUGUGGUGGCUCGGGAUUUUGGCCAGUCGGCAGACAUUGAGUGUCUCCUGGGGAUCUCCAAUGAGUUCAUCAUGCUGAUUGAGAAGGAUUCCAAGAAUGUGGUGUUUAACUGUUCCUGCAGGGAUGUGAUUGGCUGGACGUCCGGGUUAGUGAGCAUCAAAGUCUUCUAUGAAAGGGGAGAGUGUAUCCUCCUGUCCUCAGUGGAUAGCUGUGCCGAAGAUAUCCGAGAAAUCGUGCAGCGACUUGUAAUAGUGACCAGAGGCUGUGAGACAGUGGAAAUGACCCUGAGGAGGAAUGGACUGGGCCAACUUGGCUUCCAUGUGAACUUUGAAGGAAUUGUUGCUGAUGUAGAACCUUUUGGUUUUGCCUGGAAGGCCGGCCUUCGUCAAGGGAGCCGGUUAGUGGAGAUCUGCAAGGUGGCUGUGGCCACCCUGACCCACGAGCAGAUGAUUGACUUGCUUCGGACAUCCGUGACUGUGAAGGUGGUUAUCAUCCAGCCCCAUGACGAUGGCUCUCCUCGCAGGGGCUGUUCAGAACUCUGCCGGAUCCCCAUGGUAGAAUACAAGUUGGACAGCGAGGGCACGCCCUGUGAGUACAAGACACCCUUCAGGAGGAAUACCACAUGGCACCGAGUGCCCACCCCUGCCCUGCAGCCAGUUUCUAGAGCUUCACCUGUGCCGGGCACACCUGACCGCCUGCAGUGCCAGCCUCUGCUCCAGCAGGCCCAGGCUGCCAUCCCUCGCAGCACAUCCUUCGACAGGAAGCUGCCUGAUGGCACCAGAAGUUCUCCCAGCAAUCAGUCAUCAUCCAGCGACCCAGGACCUGGCGGGAGCGGACCCUGGAGACCACAAGUGGGCUAUGAUGGGUGCCCAUCCCCUCUGCUACUCGAGCACCAGGGCCCAGGCUCUGUGGAGUGUGAUGGAGCCAGGGAGCGUGAAGACAUCAUGGAAGGAGGCAGGAUCCCAGAAACCAAAUGGCAUGGCCCACCUUCCAAAGUCCUGAGCUCCUACAAGGAAAGAGCCCUGCAGAAAGAUGGAAGCUGCAAGGACUCCCCCAACAAACUUUCUCAUAUUGGAGAUAAGAGCUGCUCCAGUCACUCCAGCAGCAACACACUCUCCAGCAACACAUCCAGCAACAGUGACGAGAAGCACUUUGGGUCAGGGGACCUCAUGGACCCUGAGUUGCUGGGGCUAACCUACAUCAAAGGGGCCUCCACUGACAGCGGCAUCAACACAGCCCCGUGCAUGCCAGCCACCAUCCUGGGCCCCGUGCAUUUGACAGGCAGCAGGUCCCUGAUCCACAGCCGGUCUGACCAGUGGGCUGAUGCUGCUGAUGUCCCAGGAGCUGACGAUGAGCCUGCCAAGAUGUAUGCCCUGCACGGCUUUGCCUCUGCCAUUUCCACCAGUGGGGCUGCAGAAGGCAGCAUGGGCGACCUCAGUGAGAUCUCGUCUCACUCCAGUGGCUCUCUCCAUUCAGGAAGCCCCUCGGCUCACUGUUCCAAAAGCACUGGGUCUCUGGACACCUCCAAAGUCUACAUCAUGUCUCAUAGUGGGGGUCAGCAGGUUCCUGGGGCCAUGGCAAAGCCCUACCACAGACAAGGGGCAGCAAACAAAUAUGUCAUCGGCUGGAAAAAGUCGGAAGGCAGCCCACCACCCGAGGAGCCUGAAGUGACCGAAUGUCCUCGGAUAUACAGUGAGAUGGAUGUCAUGUCCACAGCUGCUCAGCAUCCAGGAGUGGUGGGAGAUGCCAUUUCGGAAAUUCAGCAUGUCCUGUCCAAAGAUGACUUUCUAAAGUUGAUGCUUCCUGACAGCCCCUUAGUGGAGGAGGGGAGACGGAAGUUUUCAUUCUACGGGAACCUGUCUCCGCGGAGGUCACUGUACCGCACACUGUCUGAUGAGAGUGUGUGCAGCAAUCGGAGGGGCUCCUCCUUCGCCAGCUCAAGAAGCUCCAUCCUUGACCAGGCUCUGCCCAAUGACAUUCUGUUCAGCACUACGCCACCCUACCACAGUACACUGCCACCAAGAACCCACCCUGCACCCAGCAUGGGGAGUCUGCGGAAUGAGUUCUGGUUCUCCGACGGGUCCUUAUCGGAUAAAUCCAAGUGUGCAGAUCCUGGCCUGAUGCCCCUCCCAGACACAGCCACGGGGUUAGAUUGGUCCCACCUCGUGGACGCUGCACGGGCAUUUGAAGGUCUUGACUCAGACGAAGAACUCGGGCUUCUCUGUCACCACGCCUCGUACCUAGACCAGAGGGUGGCAUCUUUCUGUACCCUCACUGACCUGCAGCAUGGACAAGACCUGGAGGGGGCCUCAGAGCUGCCCCUGUGCGUGGAUCCCAAUAGCAAGGAGUUCAUGGACACACCUGGGGAGCGAUCACCCUCCACGUUGACCGGGAAAGUCAACCAGCUGGAACUGAUUCUACGACAACUGCAGACUGACCUUCGGAAGGAGAAGCAGGACAAGGCAGUGCUGCAGGCUGAGGUCCAGCACCUGAGGCAGGACAACAUGAGGCUGCAGGAAGAGUCUCAGACUGCCACAGCCCAGCUCCGCAAGUUCACUGAGUGGUUCUUCAGCACCAUCGACAAAAAGGCCUGACCAGCUGCUCCUCACGGGGACCACAGGCCGACUCUGCCUGCCUGCUGUCCCUUCCAAGUCCUAUUGUCACGUCUAUGUGUGCUUUCCACCACCCAUUAUAGAUGUCUCGCUGUUCUGUUCUGUGUCACGCCACUCACCCCAGCAGGACAGGACAGGACAGGGGGCCUGGGCUUCUGGAUAGCCACAGCAGAAGAUGAAUGUAAUUCCUGGUGAAGGCAGGUGUAGCGUGCUGUUGGCUGAGAGGCUCUCCAGACAGUACUCAGGCCCCAACUUCCGGGGAGACAAGAAUGUGGGUGUCACUUCCUGAAGCAGGUGACCUGCAGUGUUGCUAAGCCAGUGUACCAUAGCCAAGCUGUAGAAUUGUAAAAUAAAUAUGGAGGCAAAUAAUCAGACCUGUACUUUAAUGUUAAAGGUGCUCUAUUUUUUUGGAUGUACAAUAGUUUUAUUUCCACAACCACAUUACCAUAGCAAUAAGAAGGGGCACAGUAAGUAGUCAGCAAAGCUUUGUUGGAGAGAAGCACUGAAGUUUAACAGUAACUUGAAUGCUGUUACCGUAGACACUUAUUUAUUUGCAGGAACAAAAUGUGCCUGAAUAUUAACAGUGUUCUGACUUUUGUUUUCAUUUUAAAAGAGAUACAUAUGCCUUGUAAAUGGCUCGACCUGUUGUCGUCACUUCAUGUAGUUCACUUCGUAUUGUUGCUCUGCUGAAGAGAGUGAAUCGCUCUGCUCACUAGAGCUCCCUGGAUGCUGAGCACCAGCAGUAACCCAUGUACAAUCCCAGAUUUGUUUAUCUUUGUACAGAAGCUCUGAUGAAGUGUCUCAUAUUUAACACCCUUAUUUAAGCUUAUUUAACCUUACCUUGUUAAUUUUAUAAAGUUGAGUUUCACCUGCGCUAGCUUUGAGGCGCGAUGGAGAGAGGGAAAGGAGACAGGCAGCAGCCAGCUCGGUGCCAGGCAAGCUCACCGUGGACAGACUGAAGCGAAGCAGGUGGCCAAGUUGAGGACCUGAUGCCGCUAGUAAUGACGGUGUUUGUAUUGCUUUGCCAUUUUUAACUGUUACAUUUGAAAUGAACAUACAUUUUGCUUUUUUAAUAAAUGUUUAAAAGAA